CUUUCGCUCUCGCCCACCAACUGUUUGUGAAAACGCCUCCGAGAGAUGCACGCGCUGGCGGCGGCGCCGUCGUGCCCCUCGUCCACGCUCUCCGGCGUCCGGCCGCCGGAGCCGUGCGCUCUACGUUGCAGAAGCCUUGCCUUCCCUAUUAUCGCCUUCGGAGCUCUCCUCCCGCCGCCGCGGGGCUGGAGGUUGCGAGGCUUGACUGUGCGGAUGGCGCCGGAGGAGGAGAAGAUGACCCGCAGAUCUCCUCUUGAUUUCCCAAUCGAAUGGGAAAGACCGAAACCAGGACGACGACCUGAUAUAUUCCCGCAAUUCAGUCCAAUGAAAACACCGCUGCCGACACCAAUGCCAGCCGACCCUCCGGACGAGGAUGAGGAAGAAGAAGAAGAAAAGAAAGAGGAAGAAGAGGAGGAUCCUGAAAAGGAAGAACCUGAAAAACCAGAGCAGUCUAAAAUGCAACAACAUAAAACAGGAUGGUGGUGACCUUGAGUAGUAUCAUCCUUUUAUAUUUUGUAGUUUUGUACCCCCAUAAUAUAUUAAUAUGUUUAUUUUCACGGGAAAUGAAGAUUUUUAACUGUUAAUGUAAAAGAGUUUUAUGCAUUAAUUUCUUA
Molecule: messenger RNA, 614 nt
Organism: Dioscorea cayenensis subsp. rotundata (Guinea yam)
Lineage: Eukaryota; Viridiplantae; Streptophyta; Magnoliopsida; Dioscoreales; Dioscoreaceae
Product: actin-binding protein-like
Exons: 2
Coding region: 46-486 (146 amino acids)
Source: RefSeq, a predicted model, not a curated record